AUGCACGCAAUCGCUUUAUCCCUGCUUGCUGCCCUUUCUGGGUCAGCUCUAGCAGCUGCCUCUGCUCCAUUGGAAGCCAGAGCACCGCCAAAGCAUCUCCUUCGAUGGGUCUGCACGGGCAUCGACAGCGACGACAUCCCAGGUCAGUACUCCUAGUCAGUGCGGGAGUCUUCAAGCUGACAUCAGUGUGGUAGAUGUCUGCAACAACAUGUGCUAUGGUAUGUUGUCCAGUCUUGACCUCACAAAGCAAAGGGCGAGCCCACUGACCUUGACAAAGCCACCAACUGCAAGGGCAAUCCGAUCGAGCUAUACUGGGACAAGCCAGACACCACCACGCAAGGUCAGCGUAGCAGAAAGGCUGGAUGCGGUGGCGUCAACAAAUGCGACACCACGAAACCAAGCCCAGAUCAGCAGUGCGACGAAUACCCGUUCAAAUCGACCAGGACAGCCGACACCGUGUCGGCAUCUUACAGCCGUUGUGUUCCAAGGCUGCAGAACAACUGUGAGUGCCAUCACAGCCAUCAAUCUGGAGAGACAAUUGCUGAUAAGCAGAACAGACCAGGGCCAAGCCCUCCGUCAAUUCUACAACUCUCAAGGCAGCUUCGACGAAGAUGGUCUGGGCGGUAAAGAAGGUGCCUUCUCCAUCUCCUUCGGUAACGUAGGGGGAAUUCGAUACUGCGGCACUAGACCUAACUGCGCCAACGACGGUCACGAAUUUACCCAAGGCGGCUUGGCUAAACGCUCUGGCGAGGCCAGCAACGGUGGCAGGCUGGCAACUGGCGGCUGGUACCGGCUUUCCAACAAUGAGACGAUGCACGCUCCUGGUGGUGCCAACGUCGGGGACAUUGUGCACACUCCUAAGCCCAUCAAUAGGACACUGUCGGCUCAGUAUGCGCAGAACCACGUCUACGAUCCAGACCAAGGCUUGGAGCAGUAUGAAUACAUGCAGCACAACAUGUAUACGGAGCAAGCCACUGUUCUCGGCCCGGCCUGA
Messenger RNA from Lecanosticta acicola, 994 nucleotides. The record is from the annotation of a GenBank genome assembly. NCBI's taxonomy places the organism in Eukaryota, Fungi, Ascomycota, Dothideomycetes, Mycosphaerellales, Mycosphaerellaceae.